Molecule: messenger RNA, 3555 nt
Organism: Xiphophorus maculatus (southern platyfish)
Lineage: Eukaryota; Metazoa; Chordata; Actinopteri; Cyprinodontiformes; Poeciliidae
Product: serine-aspartate repeat-containing protein I-like
Exons: 2
Coding region: 349-1836 (495 amino acids)
Source: RefSeq, a predicted model, not a curated record
UUUUUGUGUGUGUGUAUUUGAAUAAACAAAAUGAUUUUAUUUCUUAAAAGGAUCAAUCAAUAAUUUUAUUUAUAAGGGACCUUUUCUUACUACCAGCAGCUCAAAGAGCUGAACAAACAUUUUCUCUCAAUUUUCUCUGAUGAUCAUGCAAAAGGUUAAAAUAAUAUUCAUAAAUACAUAUGUAUAGGAAAAAACAAGGCAAACUACAAAACAAGCCUAAUCAAUUUCUACUUGUUUCUUCUCUUUCCCUCUGUCUGAGCCUUGCUGCAGUGCAUCUGACCUCUGACCUCAAUUCCUCAAACCUGUCCUCCAUGGACCGGAUGAUCUCCCUCCUACAAAACCACUGUGAUGAAAACUGUGAAAACCUUCCUGCCAUUUCCUGCCAAAGUGCUGCUGCAGACAUCAGACCAGCUGACGGGUCUUGAUGAGGGAUUUCCAGAGGAAGGACUGGAACUCCAACCGCUGGCAGAGGCCGUUCCAGAGGCCGAUCCAGAGGCCGAUCCAGAGGCCGAUCCGGAGGCCGUUCCAGAGGCCGAUCCGGAGGCCGUUCCAGAGGCUAUUCCAGUUCCAGAGGCCGAUCCGGAGGCCGAUCCAGAGGCCGAUCCAGAGGCCGAUCCAGAGGCCGAUCCGGAGGCCGUUCCGGAGGCCGAUCCGGAGGCCGUUCCAGAGGCUAUUCCAGUUCCAGAGGUCGAUCCAGAGGCCGUUCCAGAGGCCGAUCCAGAGGCCGAUCCGGAGGCCGAUCCAGAGGCCGAUCCAGAGGCCGAUCCAGAGGCCGAUCCGGAGGCCGUUCCAGAGGCCGAUCCGGAGGCCGUUCCAGAGGCUAUUCCAGUUCCAGAGGUCGAUCCAGAGGUCGUUCCAGAGGCCGAUCCAGAGGCCGAUCCGGAGGCCGAUCCAGAGGCCGAUCCAGAGGCCGAUCCAGAGGCCGAUCCGGAGGCCUUUCCAGAGGCCGAUCCGGAGGCCGUUCCAGAGGCUAUUCCAGUUCCAGAGGUCGAUCCAGAGGCCGUUCCAGAGGCCGAUCCAGAGGCCGAUCCGGAGGCCGUUCCAGAGGCUAUUCCAGUUCCAGAGGCCGUUCCAGAGGCCGAUCCAGAGGCCGAUCCGGAGGCCGAUCCAGAGGCCGAUCCGGAGGCCGAUCCAGAGGCCGAUCCGGAGGCCGUUCCAGAGGCCGAUCCGGAGGCCGUUCCAGAGGCUAUUCCAGUUCCAGAGGUCGAUCCAGAGGUCGUUCCAGAGGCCGAUCCAGAGGCCGAUCCGGAGGCCGAUCCAGAGGCCGAUCCGGAGGCCGUUCCAGAGGCCGAUCCGGAGGCCGUUCCAGAGGCUAUUCCAGUUCCAGAGGUCGAUCCAGAGGCCGUUCCAGAGGCCGAUCCAGAGGCCGAUCCGGAGGCCGAUCCAGAGGCCGAUCCGGAGGCCGUUCCAGAGGCCGAUCCGGAGGCCGUUCCAGAGGCUAUUCCAGUUCCAGAGGUCGAUCCAGAGGCCGUUCCAGAGGCCGAUCCAGAGGCCGAUCCGGAGGCCGUUCCAGAGUAUAUUCCAGAUCCAGAGGUCGUUCCAGAGGCCGAUCCAGAGGUCGAUCCAGAGGCCGUUCCAGAGGCUAUUCCAGUUCCAGAGGUCGAUCCAGAGGCCGAUCCAGAGGCCGUUCCAGAGUAUAUUCCAGAUCCAGAGGUCGUUCCAGAGGCCGAUCCAGAGGUCGAUCCAGAGGCCGUUCCAGAGGUCGAUCCAGAGGCCGAUCCAGAGGUCGAUCCAGAGGCCGUUCCAGAGGUCGAUCCAGAGGCCGUUCCAGAGGUCGAUCCAGAGGCCGAUCCAGAGGCUAUUCCAGGUGUAACUCGUGACCAACACACCUGCUAAAGUCCAGGAAGGAGCAACCUAAAUCCACACUGUGAAGGACGACCUGUCUGUAAUACCCAUCUAGAUCACAACUCUAAAUCUGAAACAACAGAGUGAGUAGCAAAAAAUUCACUCUACCAAGUAUCCAGUUCAACACCUUCUGACACCCAGGAGGACGACGUCCAGAGCAACAGCUAGUUUAUCUGAAAGUUUCUCCACUAAAAGAACUAUUGCUGGUCCACUGGCGAGUGGUCGAAGCGGAGAGUGAAGAUUUGGACCAACAUUUUCUGACAGGAUGUAACAAAUCCUUCUGAGCAGAUAGACUAUCAGUGUUCCUGUUUCUACAGCACUUUCCCUACUUUCCAGAUGGAAAAUCUACGCUUUCUUAAUGGGUUUUUAUUUAUUACUUCACUUUAUUUUAUUUUUUUUAGGGGUUUUCCUAGAAACACAUGACAUUUACUAACUUAAUUAUGAUCAUUCUUAGUUCUUUCCCUUCAAAAGAGUUUAAGAAUUUAGAAAUUCAUUCUUCUAGGCAUAAGUGAAGUAAACUUAACAUAACUCAAAUGUGUGUAAAAUUAAAGUUUAGCUGAUAACUUUAAAGGUAUAGACUUAGUUAAUUAUAAGUUAAGCACCGGAAAUAUACAAAUUUAUGUUCUCUGUACCACAUUAAAAAUAAGAACUUAAGAUUUAGGUUAAACAAAUAAACUACAUGUCUUAAUAUUCAAAGUCAGGCUGUAACACAAAAAAAGAGAAAAUCGACUUCAGACAUUACUUGUUUUUUCAUAUGUCUACUUUUAACCAAAGGGGAUGAAAUCAGAUGUUGUUUAUGAUUUGGGUUUAUUUAGGAACAAAGAGGAUGAAGUUUAAUUUGAAAUUGUUUUGUUUUAUUUUGAAGGGUCUGCAUUAGAAUGAGAUGGGGCAACUUUAAAAUUUUACUUGUUGAUUAUAAUACAACAUGGGUUAUAUUAAAAUCAAAGAGGAUGAGAUUGUAUUGGAUUUUAAUUAGAUUUUCAUAGGAGGAUGACUUACCAUUACAUAAACUUUAAAUUUACAUUUAGGAUUAAAAUUAGUGUAAAACCUAAAUUUUCAUUACCAUAAGCAACAUAAAAUGAAAUAAUUCAUAAAGAUCAUGUGUUAGGGAAGUUUAAUGAUUGAAAUCCAUGCACUUAUUUUGCAGAGAAGAAUUUGGGAUUGAAAUAAUUACUUAUUAAAGCAAUUAGAAAUAUUACUUAGAAACGGUUUGGUAUUCCUCUGCUGCUUUAUUUCCAAAUACAUUAUUUCAAAUUUCUCCUUUUGAAGUUCCCUUAAAGAUGACAAACAUAUAGAGGACUGCCUCCCUGGCCAGGAGGAGAACUGCAGGAUAACUUUUCCUACCAAACACAAUCAUGUGGUUACAGGAUGAAUGGAUGACUGCCGGUAGGUUUUUCCUAUCUUGCGUAUAUGUUUUUGUUUCAUCGUACAGAAUAAUGUUUCAAUGACUAAAUGAAUAUGUAAUGUCUUAAAAUGUAUGGGAUAAUCUUUACUUCUCACCAUAAAAAUUGUAGAAAUUUCCUUUUAUAUAAUCAGUGGGAUGGAAUAAAUUUGACGUAUGAUUGAUAUUAAAUAUUACAUAUUUACUUAUAAUCAAAAGGGGGGAAAUGUAGUGGAAAAAUUUAAGUAAGGUCACGCCUGCUAGUUGUAUUGCUAUAUGUUUAUUCUAAGUUCUGUAUUUUCCCACCAAGUUAAACUAUUUUGGUUACA